AUGAAGGAACUUGUGGAGCCCCGGAUCCGGUUGUAUGACCACCAUGUCGCGGCCAUUCACCCAGAAGACAACUGCUUGUCCCUAGGAAUCGGUGACAGGAUUCAUUAUGAUCAACUCGUCAUCGCACCAGGCAUCAAGGUCGAUUACGAUAGCAUAAAAGGUCUUACCGAAGCUAUGGACAACCCAGACAGUCUCGUGGCAUCCAUAUACAGCUACGAACACUGCGACAAGGUCUUCCGGAAUAUACAGCGCUUAGAGAGGGGCUCAGCCAUCUUCACUCAGCCUUCCGGUUUAGUGAAAUGUGCGGGUGCGCCACAGAAGAUCAUGUGGCUCGCUUUGGAUCACUGGAGACGAGCGGGUCUGUACAAUAAUGACUCGAAGAAGUCUGCGAUCGAGACCAUCUUCGCUACUGGACUUCCAACUAUGUUCGGCGUACCGAAGUACAGCGCUAAGCUCAAUGAACUGCGGGAAGAAAGAGGCGUCACAGGACUCUUUGAACAUAAUCUUAUUGCCAUCGAUGGAAAUAUAGCGACGUUCGAUCGACCAAAGGGCCAGCAACCGGUAAAGCAGCAUUUCGACUUUCUUCAUGUUGCGCCUAGGAAUGUACCGCACUCGUUCAUCGAAGAAAGUGGACUCGGUAACGAAGCAGGCUUCGUGGACGUUGACCAGUACUCGCUUCAGCACAAGACAUUCAAGAAUAUAUGGUCACUCGGUGAUGCGGCGAGUCUGCCGACGUCGAAGACUGUAGCCGCAAUCACAUCUCAGGCGCCCAUCCUUACGCAGAACCUCUUGCUCGGUCUGGAAGGCAAAGAACCGCAGUCCGAGUAUGACGGCUAUACAUCAUGUCCGCUCUUGACAGGCGACAAGAAGGUGCUUCUUGCGGAGUUCAAGUACGGCGGGGUGCCGAAGGAAACGUUCAAGAGUUGGUUUGGGAUUGACCAAGGGGCUCCUCGACGUGCAUUCUACCACUUGAAGAAAGACUUCUUCCCCUGGGUCUACGAUAGAUACCACGUGAAGGGACAAUGGGGUGGACCGAAAGGCUGGAUCAAUUAG
Messenger RNA from Alternaria arborescens, 1053 nucleotides. RefSeq lists its product as hypothetical. NCBI's taxonomy places the organism in Eukaryota, Fungi, Ascomycota, Dothideomycetes, Pleosporales, Pleosporaceae. Gene Ontology annotation, cellular component: mitochondrion. The record is from RefSeq and is a predicted model, not a curated record. Gene Ontology annotation, molecular function: sulfide:quinone oxidoreductase activity; FAD binding. The transcript has a single exon. The coding region runs from base 1 to 1053 and encodes 350 amino acids.